UAGUUAAAAAAGACAGACAGACAGUCACGUGACGCUUCAGUUAUAUGAUGGGAACGUUUUAUUUACCUGAGUGGUCGAGAAAAGGUGAACUGUCAUUUUAAUGUAGGAAACCUGCCGUGGAGCAGUUUGACAUCACCGCAGGUUCGUUGCUUCACCUGCGGAGACAACACGUAUCAGCUCUCAGCCCGCUGUUAGCUUCAUCCCGGUGUAGCUGGAGUUAGCAUCAGGCUAACCCGCUGUCAUGCUAGCGCCGAUAGUUUUAGUCUUUGCUGUGGUUUCUCCAGCUGCGGCUCGGUACACCGCCGACUGGACCAGUUUGGACGCCAGGCCGCUGCCGUCAUGGUACGACCAGGCCAAGGUGGGGAUUUUUGUCCACUGGGGGGUGUUUUCUGUGCCCGGGUUCGGCAGUGAGUGGUUCUGGUGGCACUGGCAGGGCCAGCAGCCCCCGGAUCAGAAGUGUGUGAGCUACAUGUCCCAGAACUACCCGCCGGGCUUCAGCUACCCGGAGUUUGCUCCCCAGUUUCACGCUCAGUUCUUCAACCCGGAGGACUGGGCGGACAUAUUCAAGGCUUCAGGUGCUAAGUAUGUGGUCCUGACCGCCAAACACCACGAAGGGUUUACUAACUGGGGGUCUCCACACUCCUGGAACUGGAACUCAGUUGACACUGGUCCUCACAGGGACCUGGUGGGAGAUCUAGGGGAGGCGGUGCGCAACAGGUCAUUGCACUAUGGACUGUACAACUCCCUGUAUGAGUGGUUCCACCCUCUGUACCUGAAGGACAAGAAGAAUGGAUUCAAAACACAGGAGUUUGUGAUGAAUAAACUGCUACCAGAGCUUUAUAACAUGGUUGUAAGGUACAGACCUGAGGUGAUCUGGUCCGAUGGGGACUGGGAGGCACCUGACACGUACUGGAACUCCACAGACUUCCUGGCCUGGCUCUACAAUGACAGCCCUGUCAAAGAUACAGUAGUGACCAAUGACAGAUGGGGAGCUGGCUGUGCGUGUAAACACGGUGGCUACUACAACUGUGAGGACAAAUAUACUCCAGGCCAGCUGCCACAGCACAAGUGGGAGAAGUGCACAUCUGUGGACACAUAUUCCUGGGGCUACCGUCGAAACAUGAAGAUGAGUGAACUGAUGGACUUGCCCUCUAUCAUAGAGGAUCUGGUUCACACGGUGGCUCUGGGAGGUAACUAUCUCCUGAAUGUGGGUCCCACACCUGAUGGGAUGAUCCCUGCAGUGUUUGAGGAGAGGCUCAGGAGUGUCGGUGCCUGGCUAGAGAUCAACGGGGAGGCCAUCUACGCCUCCAAACCCUGGAGGAUACAGACCGAGAACACCACUGUGCCAGUCUGGUAUACAUCUAAAGGGGCCACUGUCUAUGCCAUCGUGACAGCCAAACCUCCCAAACCCACAGUACAACUGCUGGGACCUAAAACAUCAGCAGCUACUAAGGUGACCUUGUUGGGUAAUCCACAGCCUUUAUCCUGGUCCCCACUCACCCCCAGUGCUGGCCUUAUUGUCCUUUUGCCUGAACGUCCCUCCUCCCCCGGUCGAGCCUGGACACUCAAACUGGACGGUGUCCAGUGAUCCUUACACCCUGGAAGUCAGAGUCAAACCUCUGCAAAGCUGAAUAUUUAGAAUUGGUUUAUCUCAGGAUAAGGGGAAACUUGUGUACUUUGCUUGAAAGACCAGUGCGUCUGUCACUUUUUUUUUUCCACAGUAUUUUUGCCAAAAUGAAACACUGCUCUCGAAUGAUCCCUUUGCAGCUUGGAGGACAGAAGGGUCACUCCCUCUUAAUUGUGCUCUUUUUUAAUCAUUUAUGAAUGAAAAGUGGAAUCUGCUGUUUGGCGUCUUCCCUGGCAUCUUCUCAACUUUUUUAAUGAUUCAAGUGGUUGGUUUCAAAAUGAAUAGUUUAUAUGCGAAGCACUUUCUUUAUUUUUUUACUGUAUGCUUUUAAAAUGUUUGAAUAAAAGAUGAUUUGAUUAAUGAA
Messenger RNA from Acanthopagrus latus (yellowfin seabream), 1991 nucleotides. RefSeq names its product tissue alpha-L-fucosidase-like. Gene Ontology annotation, molecular function: alpha-L-fucosidase activity. Lineage: Eukaryota; Metazoa; Chordata; Actinopteri; Spariformes; Sparidae. Bases 242 to 1588 code for a protein of 448 amino acids. The transcript is spliced from 8 exons. Gene Ontology annotation, cellular component: lysosome. Gene Ontology annotation, biological process: fucose metabolic process; glycoside catabolic process. The record is from RefSeq and is a predicted model, not a curated record.